ACCACACAGAGGAAAAAGGAGGAAGCCAGGAAGCUGCCAGCCUGCUGACAGACAGACAGCCGCCGUAUCAAAGAAAAAACGCUGCCGUAAAGAGAAAAAAAAAAACAGGCCUGGCUUUAGCUUGUAACUCUUAUCGUUUUCGGUCAAAAUAAGAACGAAAUGUCGAAGAACACCGUGUCCGCCCGCUUCAGGCGAGUGGACGUAGACGAGUACGACGAGAACAAAUUUGUGGACGAGGAGGACGGAGGAGAAAACCAGCUGGGUCCUGACGAGGCAGAGGUGGACUCCCUCAUCAGACAAGGAAAUCUCAUGGAGGCUUUACAAGCAGUUCUGAAGAACCCACCAAUCAACACAAAGAACCAGAACGUCAAGGACCGUGCGGAGGGUCUGGUGCUGAAGGUGCUCAGCGCCUUUAAGAGCAGUGACAUCGAGAAAGGGGUGCAGUCCCUCGACAAGAACGGCGUAGACCUGCUGAUGAAAUACAUCUACAAAGGCUUCGAGCGGCCGUCAGAAAACAGCAGCGCCGUCCUGCUGCAGUGGCAUGAAAAGGCACUCGCAGCCGGAGGAGUGGGCAGCAUCGUCAGGGUACUUACAGCGAGGAAGACGGUCUAAAAAGAAGAGCGGAGGAGCGGUUCACUCUACGUCGCUGACAGAUACAGGGGGUGCACUGCACUGUACAUGUAAUCUAACAGAUGGCAGAGGGAAGAAAAUGAAAAAUAGAUUUUUAACCCAAGGAGAUCCUGUUGCCUUCAAGGCUUGACUUAAAAAAAAAAAAAAUCUAAUCUGGGUCACAUUAGGUUAAAAAAAUGAGUUUCUUAUUUCUUCCCAUGCGUGAUCUCAGUCUACUAAAUUGUAUUCCUCACAGGGUGCUACAGAUAACUUAACAACACAUGCGUCUGUGCUGCUUCCCUGAUCCAUGUCUUUCCCAUACAGUAUGUGCUCAUGCUAUACACAGUACCUACAGCUCAUACGAACAACUGUUUCACACUUAGUUGUGUUGAUUCACGGGCGUGACGUUUAGAAUUCACUGUAACACGGAUUUCAGCUUUGUUUCUCUCAGGAAAACUCUUUCAGUAUUUGUUUUCCACCCUUCUCUCGUGUUUCCUCCGCUGAUGUGCUGAGUAGAGGCUUCCUGAUAGAAUAAAGUCUGAUUCUCUCUCAGUAAAUCCUGUCGUCGCCUCUGCCGAUAACACUUUAACAGUGGGAGUCUCCUGAAAAGCACAGUCACAGAUUGGAGGGUGGUGGAUUUGCACACGCAGGGUGGGGGGUGGGGGGGGUCGCUAUUCACCCUGGAGGGGGCGGGAGGUGGAAGAGGAGGAGGAGGGGUGGUGGUGUCUUUUAUCCAUCCAUCCAUCCUUUCAUGCUGCCUGCUGCCCCAGUUAGGGAUUAUUACCCACGAUGCAGCUCCACUACCACUCAUAUUAAUCCCACUUUGCUAUUCCUCACAUCCUGUUUAUGUCUGUCUGUCUUGGACUUUCUCAUGCACCCUCCUCUGCUGCACAGGGCAUUACGUGGCUCUGCUGGUACUGUUUAUAGGAGCUGCAUUUCUUCUCAGUACUCUCAACAAAAUGACACCCUGAGAGUACUUUUCUCAGAUUGUUGUUUUUCUUAUUUUGCUAUUUAACAGAAAAAUAAUCUAGGAUUAUCUAUUUUCCUCUUUGUUUCGUUAUAGUUUUAUAGUAAUCAUGAUUUUUUUUUUGCCACGGCCGAGAGGUUUGACAAAAAUAAGCAUGCUUGCUUUGCAGAAGAGACCAAGAUUAGAUAAUAAAUAUUUGGUCUAUUUGUAAAUGGAGAGAGAAUCAGUGGAUUAUAAAACAUAUAGUUUGCAUGAUCCCACCUUUUGAGAUUUUGAGUAUUCUCUCAAGCAUUUCAUACCUGUCUUUUGUACAUGUUUGGUGUCUCUUCUGGAAAAAAAUCAGUGGUUUUUGUAUUAAAUCUGGGGUUAAAUUUAUGCACAUGCAUUGAAACAAAUCCUCCACACACUGUACUGUCUUAUAGUAGAAAGACAUGCAGUUACUACUACAUACAUUUAUAAUUCCCAUACAUUUUAUAGAAUGGGGAAUAAAAAUGGAAAUGUUACAAAUUUUGUCUGCCUUAUGAGGUAGAUUAUGUCUGUUGCCAAAUGAUUUAUUUUGCUUUCAUGGGACUAAUGUAGGUGAUUAUUUAGUUGCCCUUGUGUAUUAGAGAUGACUUUUAAAGACAAAGUUGUGGAGUUUUAACAAUAUACAGUAUGAAUGAGCAUAAAAGCAAAGUGUUCCAGUUCAAAAAGUUGCUCUUUUGAAAAUAAGCAACCUUAUGCUUUGCUUCUUAUGUAUCAAUAGCGAUAAGAGGAAUUCAGUUCCAGCAUAAUGUUUUGUUCCUGCUAAUUUCCAAUCAAGCACCUGAGUGAAGGUGGAGUUUCUUAAAGGGAUGUUGCUUAUUACGAAAAAACACAAAAGCAUCAUCACAGUUUCCACCGGUUUAUAUUUAGACAUGGGUUUGUCAUGUUUAAAUAUUGUCAUCAGUGAUGAUGCAUCCAGACAUUAGAUACCUUUUCUAAUGCAGUAACAGCUAGUUUUACAUGAGAACAAAAAAGGAGAGCGGUCUGAUUUCUUCUCCUGUUGCAUGUAUUUCUAGUCAAGAGAUGCUCUUCUAGCCGAUGGGCGGGAAGACGAGGGAACGUACCAAACUGAUGUACAAAACUGCCUUACUCAAAUAUUCCUUUUUUAUGUUUGUGCUUUUUUGACAAAAAAAUAAAUAAAUAAAUGGUAUAAAUGCUGA
Thunnus maccoyii (southern bluefin tuna) is the source of this 2760-nucleotide messenger RNA. It is a transcript of the gene arpc5b, whose product is annotated as actin related protein 2/3 complex, subunit 5B. Gene Ontology annotation, molecular function: actin filament binding. Lineage: Eukaryota; Metazoa; Chordata; Actinopteri; Scombriformes; Scombridae. The transcript has 4 exons. Bases 160 to 612 code for a protein of 150 amino acids. Gene Ontology annotation, biological process: Arp2/3 complex-mediated actin nucleation; regulation of actin filament polymerization; cell migration. The record is from RefSeq and is a predicted model, not a curated record. Gene Ontology annotation, cellular component: Arp2/3 protein complex; actin cytoskeleton; cytoplasm.